CGAAGGUUUCACGCGUAUUCUUCUACUUCGCAGGAAGCGGCCAUGUCGUCGCGACGGAACUACGCGGCCAGAGGCGGCGGUGGACCAGCAGGCGGAUCUUCUGGUAAUAACGCUCGGGCAGGUAGAGGACACCCACCUCGCGGACCACCGCAGAUGCGACAAGACUCAAACAACUCCCGCGACAGCGACGAUGAUUUCAAUCAGCAAAACAACGCGCUCCUGGGUGUUCCUGUGUGGCAAGACUCCAGCGCGGAUGUUCAAAAUGGGUCGUACUUGGAAGCAGGGACACCCCAUCGCGCGGCACCGGACAACAGUCGACAGCCUCUUCAUCAUCAAUACUCGCAAUCGUCGAAUACGACACGUCACCACUACGCGCAGCAACAGCUCCAGCAGCAGCCUUACCAAGCUCCGCACAUGGUGAAUCACAUGGCUGACCCUCAAAUGGUGAUAGAAGGAGUUCAGCGUCAGCGUCAAAGCAAUGCAAUCGCUGUGAAUGCAGUACCAGCAACAACGGAAGAAGCUUUUCGAUUGAUCGCGGUCGGGGUGACUGCUGAGAGCGAAGAGCGAUACGAAUCUGCCGUGCGGAGUUUUCUUGACGGCGGUGAAAUGCUUUGCAUUGUGCACGAGCGCGAAACCGACAUGCACGUACGGUCACUGCUCAAUCAAAAAGCGACCCAAGUCAUUGCAUGGGCCGAAACAUUGAAUCGCUGGAUCGAGUCUGGGCGCGUUGGGGCUGCUCCGAAGCGCGACUCGUUCAAGGUCGGUGUCGACAUGGUGAACAGACUUGGGAAGUGCGCUGGGCCGAUUAGCGCGCACAGCCCCUCCGAACUUCGCACGAUGUACUACACGCCAUGCGCCAACAAAGUCGUGUCGGACUUUACAAACGAGGGCUACCGGCUCCAUUGCAUUGAGGAAGGGCGGUCGCCGCAGCUCAUGGUUGUCAUCACCAUGUACAACGAAGACGAAGUCGAAAUGUACUCGACGCUGAAAAAAGUGGCCAACAACAUCGAGCACAUCAAGAGCAAGCGGUUGCCUGGGUACGAAGGCGAUGACGCGUGGAAGAACAUCCUCGUGUGCGUCGUCAGCGACGGCCGCACCAAGGCGAACAAGGGAACGCUCGCCUUUCUCCGCGAUGUCGGCGUUUUUGACGAAGACGCUAUGAACAUCAUGAUGGUCGGUGUCGACGUGCAGUGCCAUCUCUUUGAGUUUUGCGUGCAGCUCAAGAAGGGCAAGGACAUUGCGGAGAGCGUCACGUCGCAGCAUUUGUACCCACCGACGCAGGUCGUAUUUGCUCUCAAAGAGCACAAUGCGGGCAAACUCAACUCGCACGAGUGGUAUUUUAACGCGUUCGCAGAGCAAAUUCAGCCCGAGUACACGGUUCUGUUGGAUGUGGGCACGAUGCCGACGGCGCGCGCAUUUUACCUGCUUCUUGCCGCCAUGGAACUGGACCCGCAGAUCGGUGGCACGUGUGGCGAAAUUGCCGUGGACCGGCCGAUCCCGCACCUGUGCAACUGGGUCAUCGCAGCUCAGCAUUUCGAGUACAAAAUCUCCAACAUCAUGGACAAGAGCCUCGAAAGCGUGUUCGGGUUCAUUUCGGUGCUACCGGGGGCGUUUUCCGCGUACCGAUACAAGGCCAUCCGGGGUGCGCCGCUGCAAGCGUACUUCAAGUCGCUCACAACACCCAUGCACGUCCUCGGCGCGUUCCAAGGAAACAUGUACCUGGCCGAAGAUCGAAUCUUGUGUUUUGAGCUCCUUGCGCGCAAGGGCCAGCGCUGGACGAUGCAGUACGUCAAAGACGCGAUCGCGCGCACGGACGUCCCGACCGACCUGACCGCACUCAUCGGGCAGCGACGGCGGUGGCUCAACGGGUCGUUCUUCGCGCUCGUGUACACGAUUCUGAAUUGGGGUCGCGUCUACACCGAGUCCAACCAUUCGUACAUGCGCAAGUUCUUUUUGUGCAUCCAGUACGCGUACAUGACGGCCAACGUCGCGCUGUCGUGGAUUCUGCCGGCCAACUUUUUCCUUGUUACGUACUACCUCGUCAUCAUUGGAUUCCUCGAUGACAACUGGGGCUACAUCCCCACGACCAAGAUCUCCCCCGGUGCCAAGCAAAUCGCGGUCCAAAUCUUCUCGCUGCUGUACGGGUCGUCGUUUCUUGUGCAGCUGGUUGCCGGUCUUGGAAACAAGCCCAAGCACAUCAAAAACUUGUACCGGCUGACGGCUGUCUUCUACGCGCUCGUGAUGACGUUGACGACUGUGAUUGCGGUGGGAUUCAUUCUCAAGCCCAUCAUCGACAAGUUCAAGCAGGGGCUGAAAAUCUCGGACAUCCAAAGCAUUUUGGAAAAUUUCAAGAUCGUGGACGCCGCGGCCUUUGUCGCGUCGGCGGGGGUGUUUUUCCUCGCGUCCGCGUUGCACUGCGAGCUGCAUCACAUCGUGCUCACGUUUGUGCAAUACAUGGCGCUGCUGCCGACGUUUGUCAACAUCCUGAACACGUACUCGUUCUGCAACCUGCACGAUUUGAGUUGGGGCACGAAAGGGCUCGAGAGCUCGGAGGGCCAUGGCCCAAAGGCGAGCGGUGGCAAGGGUAACUUCAAAGACGCUGUUGAGAAGAAGAAGGCGGAAGAGGCACGCAAGGCCAAAGAAGCCAAGAUCAAAGACGAAAUGGAAGGGUCGUUCCAACGAUUCCGAUCGACGCUGCUCAUCUUUUGGCUCAUGUGCAACAUGGGGUUUGCGUACUCGGUGAUUGUGCUCGACGUCAACGAGGCCGGCCAGCAAGGGCUGAACUACCUCAAGUUUCUCUUUUACACGGUCGCGGUUUUCAAUCUGUUCCGGCUCGUCGGGUCGAUUCUGUUUUUGAUCUCGAGUUUCAAGCUCAAGGUGUUUCGGUGUUGCAUCCGAGGGACGAUGGAAGAACGAAUCCGGGCCAAAGCGAAGCGGCGCAGCCAAGGUCCUCCCGGCAACAUCGUCUAGACGGACCCUCUUUGUCUUGCUAUGCGUUCAAUCGAGUCGUUGUCGUUCAUUAUUCG
Messenger RNA from Aphanomyces invadans, 3026 nucleotides. RefSeq lists its product as hypothetical. The coding region runs from base 43 to 2970 and encodes 975 amino acids. Gene Ontology annotation, molecular function: chitin synthase activity. Gene Ontology annotation, cellular component: cell septum; cell periphery. NCBI's taxonomy places the organism in Eukaryota, Oomycota, Saprolegniomycetes, Saprolegniales, Verrucalvaceae. The transcript has 4 exons. The record is from RefSeq and is a predicted model, not a curated record.